Molecule: messenger RNA, 1972 nt
Organism: Populus euphratica (Euphrates poplar)
Lineage: Eukaryota; Viridiplantae; Streptophyta; Magnoliopsida; Malpighiales; Salicaceae
Product: vacuole membrane protein KMS1-like
Exons: 8
Coding region: 371-1660 (429 amino acids)
Source: RefSeq, a predicted model, not a curated record
UCAAAAGUUGAGAGAGAGAGCUAAUAUGGUCGCGCUGCGACGGCGUUGAGAGAAAAGUUGAGCGAAGGCGCUAUAAAUGCUGCACUGCCACUGACUAGGAGAAGAGAUCUUCACGCAGUGCAAACUCCUUUCUCUGUAUUUCUUUUCUCUAUAUAUUUUUUAAGAUCUACAAUUAAUCCAACUAAUUAUUAUUAUUAUUAUUAUCGGUAUAGAACUGCAACAAAAAAAAAAAAAUUGUUGUAAUUUUGUGAGAAACGCCUAUAUUAAUGCGAUGGACUAUUUAUCUAUUUAAUUACUAUUAAGGAAAAGAAGGAGAGAAGUUUUUUUUUUAGUUUUUUUUUUCUCGCGAUUUUGAUUGGAGCAUGUCUUGAUGGUAAUGGGGUCUGGCAAAAGAGCACGAACCUCUUCUUCUCAAAACAUGAACAUGUCAAUCUCAGGUAUUCGUGAAAGACAUCGGCAGGAACUAGAGAACUUGACCCUGACUGCACAACCCUUCAAAACAUUGAAGUUUUUUGCUCUGGCUAUGGUUCAAUAUUGUAAGAGAUCGGUAUUCUACCUCCUGGCUAAUGGAGGUUGGCUAAUGCUAUUAAGUACAGUGGUGGCAGCUGUUGGAGUUGUGCUUGCGACCAUUGACAGUCCUCAUGAAAAGCAUGUUGAAGAACUUUCUCAUUAUCUGCGAUUUGGAUUGUGGUGGAUUGCCCUUGGCGUUGCAUCAUCGAUCGGUCUUGGAUCUGGUUUGCAUACUUUUGUUAUGUAUUUGGGUCCUCACAUUGCCUUGUUCACGAUUAAGGCAAUGCAAUGUGGCCGAGUUGAUUUAAAAAGUGCUCCUUAUGAUACAAUACAACUGAAAAGAGGUCCUUCGUGGCUUGACAGAGACUGCCAUGAGUAUGGGGACCCAGUGUUUCCAUUGUUACAUGGAUUGCGGGUUCCCCUUAGCAGCAUAUUGCCCCAGGUACAGGUAGAGGCUAUUUUGUGGGGCGUUGGGACUGCACUUGGGGAGCUUCCUCCUUAUUUUAUCUCAAGAGCAGCACGUAUGUCAGGUAGCAAGUUGGAUGCCAUGGAAGAUUUGGAUGCUUCUUCGGAUGGAGAUAGUGGAAUCGUAGCUACUCGCCUUAAAGCAAUCAAACAUUGGCUACAGAACCACUCUCAACAUUUGAACUUCUUCACAAUCUUAGUGCUCGCUUCGGUGCCAAAUCCUCUAUUUGACCUUGCUGGCAUUAUGUGUGGACAAUUUGGGGUUCCAUUUUGGAAGUUUUUUCUGGCGACACUGAUUGGAAAAGCGAUUGUUAAAACUCACAUACAGACGGUGUUCAUUAUUUCUGUUUGCAACAAUCAACUUCUUAACUGGAUAGAGAAUGAGUUGAUCUGGGUACUCGGCCUUGUACCAGGUUUCGAUUCUGCAUUGCCUGACCUCACAGCAAAACUCCAUGCAAUGAAAGAAAAAUAUAUGGCACCUGCACCUCCUGCAUCUGCAGAUAUAAAGGUCAAAAAAUGGGAUUUCUCGUUUACUGGAAUCUGGAACACUGUUGUAUGGCUCAUGCUCUUGAACUUCUUUUUUAAGAUCUUGAACGCAACUGCUCAGAUGUAUCUGAAAAAACAGCAGGAAAAGGAGCUAGCUGCAUGGACAAAUAGGGCAUCAGCUUCGACGCAUUCAGAUUAGGAGUCUGAUCAAAAGGACUAUGACACAUGCAUUUCUAUUUUUCUUCCCUUAAUCUUUUUUUUUCUUUGGCUACAGUUAGCUUAGGGAAGCUAAAGUGACAGCUCUUACAAGUCACCCGAAAAUCUGUUACAUCAGUAAGUUGCUGGUAGAAGGUUGUAUAGAAAUAGGAACAUGAUGCCCUGUAUCAUGUUGGGAGAGGCAUUGUUUUGGGUAGCUCUUAACCCGUCAGUAAGAACUGUUGAAAUUGUUAUCGGAAGCUUAUUAUUAUUAUUCUUUGGAAAUGCAAGACAAAUUAUGUGGUGAUUGAUCUUC